Messenger RNA from Trypanosoma conorhini, 1218 nucleotides. RefSeq names its product putative E3 ubiquitin-protein ligase HECTD1-like isoform X6. The record is from RefSeq and is a predicted model, not a curated record. NCBI's taxonomy places the organism in Eukaryota, Euglenozoa, Kinetoplastea, Trypanosomatida, Trypanosomatidae. The transcript has a single exon. The coding region runs from base 1 to 1218 and encodes 405 amino acids.
AUGCAGCAAGACUGCGCCUCAGUGCCUGACGAGAGGGCUUGGCAGGAGAUUAAGCAACACGCCGUGGAGACGACGGAGCGGGUAGAGAAGCGACAGGACGACCUGCGUGAGCUGCACGCGGCGGUGCAGGAUCACCUCGCGCUGCUGAAAGUGUGGGAGAGCGACACCACCCGUCGGCUCCACGCGGAGACAGAAAGAUUUGUGCAGCAGCUCCAGCAGCGGGAGGAGGAGCUCGUCCAGAUGGUGCGGGAAGACUGCGCCCUUCAGCGCUCCCAGCUCGGGGAGCUGCUCGAGAGCCUCGACUCCAGCGAGAAGCAGCUGGCGGCGGAGAAGCCGCAGUUGGAGGAUCGGGAGUGGGACGUUGUUGGGCGUGCUGCGGCACAGCGAAAACUGGCGGGUCUGCUUAAGCAGUGCGACUUUUUUGCGGUUCCGGACCUGCACCGGUACGCCGUGGCAACGUCUCCUGUCGUGGCCGAACGCCACUUAACGUGUGUGCGGGAGCUGGCGCCGUCGCUUCUCCCCUCCGCGCUCACCAUCCCCAUUGCAGACAACACCGUUUACCUCCCGCUGGCGAGUAGCGAAAAGGUAGGCGCACCCGUGGAGCAGAGGCAUGCAUCUAUGAUGUUGCCGCGCGGCAUCCUUUACUACAUCGCCACCGCAGGCCAUACGAAGUCUUUUUGCAACCCAGUGGAGAGUAAUGCCGUGCGCGUUCAGUGCGACGCGCCAGUUGUUCUUGGCCAGCUCUCAUCCCUCUGCGACGCUGGGCGUCCAACGCGGAGCACAGCUGCUGUACCGCAGCAUAUGCCAAGCCUCCGCACGGCCUCACAAGAGAAUGCCCGAAUUGAACUUGAUUUUGGGGACAGACGAUGGGUGGAAUGCACCGCGUACGCACUCCGUCACGGACACGCCGUGGAGCACGCGGCACUGCGCUCGUGGCGCCUGCUUGGGAGCCGUGACAGAGUGCGAUGGGUUGUGUUGGAUGAACAGAGGCGUAAUGGCAUGCUUGGGACCUCGCCGUUUAACGUGGCAGCUUUCACCAUUGACGAAGAAGAGGUCUUUUCCCAGGUGAGGCAUAGCUGGUGCCCCCUCCCUGGGUUGGGAUGUGCGUUUCGUUACAUCGCGCUGGAAAUUGCGGGUCCAGAUGCCGUGGGCAAACAUCACCUGGAGCUCGGGGGGAUGGAGCUCUACGGAUAUCUGGUGGACACUCUCUCGCUAUGA